AUGGAGAGCAACAUGUCCUCCAGGAACUGUUCUGACCCCCAGAUGUCCUUCCAGUCCACCCUCUACGCCACCACCUACACCCUCAUCUUCAUCCCGGGGCUCCUGGCCAACAGCGCUGCCCUGUGGGUCCUGUGCCGGUUCCUCAGCAGGAAGAGCAAAGCCGUCAUCUUCAUGAUCAACCUGGCUGUGGCUGACCUGGCCCACGUCCUCUCGCUGCCCCUGCGCACCUACUACUACAUCAACCACACCUGGCCCUUCGGGAGCUUCCUGUGCCAGGUGUGCUUCUACCUGAAGUACCUCAACAUGUACGCCAGCAUCUGCUUCCUCAGCUGCAUCAGCAUCCAGCGGUACCUGUUCCUGCUGCACCCCUUCCGAGCCAAGGGCUGGAAGCGCCGCUACAACGUGGCCAUCAGCGCCCUGGUCUGGCUCUUGGUGGGGGCUGCCUGCCUGCCCCUCAUCAUCGUCAGGAGCCCAGCCCUGUCCAACUCCAUCAACAGCUGCUUCUCAGACCUGGGCGUGAAGCAGCUCAGCCCCGGGGCCGCCAUCGCGCUGGUGACAGUGGCGGAGCUGUUUGGCUUCGUCAUCCCCUUCGGCACCAUCGCCUGGUGCACGUGGAGGAUGUGGCAUUCCCUGCGGGAGGGCCCCACGGCGCUGCAGGACGCUGGAGAGAAACGGAAGGCCCUGAGGAUGGUCCUCAUGUGUGCCGCCGUCUUCUUCAUCUGCUUCACCCCCUACCACAUCAACUUCCCCUUCUUCAUGAUGGUGAUCGAGAACGUCAUCCGGGACUGCGCCCUGCACCGCAGCACGCUGCGCUUCCACCCCAUCUCCCUGUGCCUGGCCAGCCUCAACUGCUGCCUGGACCCCGUCCUCUACUACUUCAUGACCUCCGAGUUCCAGGCGCAGCUGCUGCGCCACGGCUGCGUGGCCCUGAGGACGCGGCUCCCGCCCCGCCGCAGCAGCGCCUCCGGCACCGACACCGCCCACGACAUCCGCGUCAGGAAGAGGAAUCUCCCCCGCCUCAAGUUCUGGUCUCUUCCCAAGUUCUUUGGCCAGAUAAACAGCAUGGACAUCCCCACUGUGCCCCCCGAUGAGCUGCUGCUGGAGUCCAUCUCGUGA
Melozone crissalis (California towhee) is the source of this 1116-nucleotide messenger RNA. Its product is annotated as putative P2Y purinoceptor 10. Gene Ontology annotation, cellular component: membrane. Gene Ontology annotation, molecular function: G protein-coupled receptor activity. Gene Ontology annotation, biological process: phospholipase C-activating G protein-coupled receptor signaling pathway; positive regulation of Rho protein signal transduction. The record is from RefSeq and is a predicted model, not a curated record. Lineage: Eukaryota; Metazoa; Chordata; Aves; Passeriformes; Passerellidae. The transcript has a single exon. Bases 1 to 1116 code for a protein of 371 amino acids.